AUGCAUUUGAGCAGAAUAAUUGGGAAGUCAAUUGUUCCAAUUCUACUGUUGGAUGUACUUGGGAUCCCAGGUUUGGAGGACAACUUUCUUUCGGUCAGAAAAUGCACCGAGAAUGGGAAAAGAGUUACUUUUCUCGGAAAGCAAGUACAGUUUUCGUUUUCAGGGGAGGUUUUCGCCCGAGGAAAACUCCUGAACAGCGAGUACUGCCCUGAUUUGUUGUUGAAGCCCAAUCGAAGCGAUGUUGUUCACGAACAGCUGGUCAUCGACAAGAAUGUUAAGAUCCCACCCGAGGCCUUCACAUCUGAGCGGUUAGCCGAUGUGUACGAGCUAGAACAUCAUCCUACACUCGAGAAGUUAGCCGACGUGUGCGAAAUUGAAAACACAUUCGAGCGGUUAGCCGAUGUGCCUGCUGAUCCCGAUCGCACUGUGGUUAACAGUGUGGUUGUUGACGAUCACGGCGAGAGCAAUAACGAGAGCAGCGAAGAAUUCCCGGACGAUGACGAUGAUGACCAAGAUUCCGUCACCCCUGAACCGAACUUAGACGAAAUCAUCUUGGAGCUAAAGCGCCGGGACGACUGGGAUUCCUGGAAGGUCGCCAUCGACGAGGAGAUGACAGCCCUGAAGGAGAACAAGACUUGGGAACCGGUUAGCUUGCCUCCGGGUCACAGGAAACCCAUCCUGAAUAAGUGGGUGUUCACCGUGAAGGACGAUGGUCGUUACAAGGCUCGAUUGGUCGCGAAAGGAUGUUCUCAAAGACCAGGAUUGGACAACUGGGAAACAUACACUCCAGUCGUUCCAGAUGGAGAGCGUUCUUGA
Messenger RNA from Uranotaenia lowii, 816 nucleotides. RefSeq lists its product as uncharacterized. The transcript has 2 exons. Lineage: Eukaryota; Metazoa; Arthropoda; Insecta; Diptera; Culicidae. The record is from RefSeq and is a predicted model, not a curated record. Bases 1 to 816 code for a protein of 271 amino acids.